Molecule: messenger RNA, 1917 nt
Organism: Centropristis striata (black sea bass)
Lineage: Eukaryota; Metazoa; Chordata; Actinopteri; Perciformes; Serranidae
Product: lipid droplet assembly factor 1-like
Exons: 4
Coding region: 12-512 (166 amino acids)
Source: RefSeq, a predicted model, not a curated record
GAGUGUUCUUCAUGUUUUCCAUCAGUCAGAUGUCUGUGGAGAUGAAGCCCAACAACAACAGCAGCAGUGAGAUUCAGCAGCUGUGGGGAAGUUGGACCAACCAGCUGAACCGCUUUUAUGACGACCCCAAGGUGAGUCAGCUGAUGAACACCAGACUGGGCCGUUACCUUAGCAACCACCCGUUCUCGGCGCUAACACUGAUGCUGUUUGCCGCCAUGGCUGCAGUGCCCGUCGGAAUAUUCCUCACUUUUGCUCUCGUGACCAUUAUUAUGUCUACAGUAGCUUUUGUGUUCUUUGAAGUGUUCUUGUUGUCUGUAGGAGGGAUGACUCUGCUCUGUGUUCUCUCCGGCAUCGCCUUCUUCUCUGUCGUGGUGGCGGCCAUCUUUAAUGUGCUUUUUAUCUCCGUCUCCAACAUCCUCAUCCGCUAUUACCCUCAUCUAAUAAAGCAGCAAGGAAAAGUCCAAGAGGAGCAGAGUGAAUGUGAAACUUCAGCACCAAAGGAAACGCAGUAGCCUGCUUCUUCUUCUUCUUCUUCUUCUUCUUCUUCUUCUUCUUCUUCUUCUCUCUCAAUGGUCAACUUUCAUGUGGAAAAGUAAAAAACUGCAGCACUCCUGAAGCUCUGCAGGGAUUCAGAGGAUUUAGACCCUUGAAUGUAGCACAAAGAUUUCCUCAUGUUACUAUUUUUCUAGAAUGCCUGAGUAUCAUUAUCUCUAUAUAUGUAGAUUUUUUUUAAAUGCAUGUGUAAAAUUUCUACAACAGCCAAAGAAUGGAAUAACUAAUCUUUCAACUGCCUUAAGACUUAUUUUCCUGGAACCCUAUAAUACUGCCCUACAAAGUCUAACUGCAGUAACGAAAUUGAGUUUUAUCUAAAAAAAUGAACUCCUUGAUGUCUGUUUUAUCUUGUGUCAAAGUUUCAGAUUUACAUUUUUGCUUUAUUUCAGAGAAAUGGUUAUAUAAAAAUUGCAGUAACUACAAAAUCCAACUCAAAACCAAAGCAGUAAUUGUACUUAGCAAGAUCUGUUUUGGAUAUAUAUACUAAUUUGAACAUAAAAAUAAUAUAAAUUAUGAGUUUAUUUGAAAGGGAAAGUGUGUUCAAGUAAAAGAAAGUGAGAUAAAAAUAUAAAAAAAGACCAAAAUAUAGCAUUACUUUAUAAUAUUAAGUCUAAAAUACGCAAAUCUUUGAAUGGAGUUGAAUAGUGCAAAAAAUGUUUUUUUAAAAAUCCACCUGAAAAAGUAAAAAUCACAUGAAAGUCAAUGUCGAGAUCAGCUUUUCAGGAACUAAGAAAUCAACUUAAUUUACUUGUUUUUCAGCUGUAAACUAAAUAAUAAAACUGUACUGUCAUGAAAUGCAUUAAUGCUGGAGUUAAUUAUAACAUUUCUUACCAAAUGUAUAUUAAAAAAGGUACUUGAGGGCUGGAAAUGGAUUGAUUUCAAUGGGAAAAAUGAAAGUGAGAACAUAUUAUGUCUGAGGCCCCGUUUACACAAGGACGCUAGCGGGUAAAAACAACUAAAUAUUUUAUCGUUUAAGACGGUGAUGGCGUUUUUGGGGCUUGAAAGUGCAAAAAUCUGUUUAUUCACUGAAAACAAUAAAAUAAAAAAGCUGAAAGAAGACAACAACAUUGUAGUUCCUGCACUCUGUUUUUGCAUCACUAUUAGAACCUUUUACAGCAAAACCAGAGUGCAGAAACUACAUUUUGGGGUCAAAGGUCAAAUAAAUCAUCAUGAUUUUUGAGUAUAAAAAGUACAUAAUGAAUACAUGUAGAAAUAAGUGUUUUUUAUUAAUUAUCUACAUAUAACUAAUUUGGCUGGACAGUCAAAAAACUUUUUAAAAACUUUAAAGCAGUUUUUCUCAGUUUUACCUUUUGCUAGUUACUGCAGUUAGACUUUGUAGGACAGGAUACAUUAUAUAUAUAUAUA